AAACGUUAGAGGGCGCUGUGUGGCUAAUUUGCAACAAACGUCAAAAAAUAUAAACAAGAAAGAGGUGUGACAAUUUGAGUAUUUGAAAUAAAACUAUUUAAAUUAUUCUAAUUCGAUUUGUCGCCUUCAUUACAACUCACAGAAUGUCUCAAAAUAUUACCCUUACUGGCAACUUGGACAUGCUACACAGCUUGUACGACUUCAAGGCAACGUAUACCAAAACUCUAAGCUUUAAAUCCAACGAGUAUUUUCUACUGCACCAAACGAAUUCAAAACACAAAAAUUGGUGGGAGGUGAUCAACGAGAGGGGCGAAAUGGGCUACAUUCCCUCCAACUACGUGGAAACCGUUACCGUUAACCCCUCGUUCUUCAUUCAAUUCAUCGACAAUUGCCUGGAAAAUCUCAAGUCCCCCACCGAAUUGGGCGCCAACGACAAAACCGACGUAAUCCACCGUUUAAAAGAGCUGAAAAAAGAAAUACAACAGCUACCCGAGAUAUCGAAGAACUCGAUAGGCGCAGAUAGCGAUGACAACCCCCCUUUACUAUUUAAAAACUCAGACGGUACGAUCGAACCUAUACACUCAUCUUCAUCCACAAACCACCUCAGCAAGAAACUAAUCGACGACGAAUCUAUUCAGAAGAGCUCGAGUAAGAAACCAUCCGAGAGCAUCCUGCACGAAACCAGCUCCGAAACGCUCAAUGAAUGUAAAAAGUCUGACUCGAACGUAUCCAGCUCUCUAACCAGCAACGUCUCGCCCCCCAUAACCCACCAGACCGUCUACGAUUUGGUAGAAAGCGUCAGGAUCAACACGCAACUGUCCCACGAGAUGUCCCGAAUAGCCGUAGUCACCGUGGUACAAGGCCUGCACGAGCUGCUGCCGGCCUCCGUGUUCCCUUAUUUGAGCACCAUUUUGUCCCACACGCAGGGCUCUCUAGUGGACGACGUGCAAAUCGAUCAAACCCACGACGCCAGCCGAUUAAAAAUCAUAUUCAACGAGCUGACUUCUUGCAAGGAGGAUGCCCAGCAGAGGAGCUGGAUGUUGCACGAGGACGAAGAAGUCAUCAAAGAGUACAUAAUUGAGAUGAUAUCUAUUCUAUCCAAUGCAGAUGCUAGUAUAUCGAGACAUGUGAUAUCAAAUGACCAAUACCACGUUAUUACCACGUUGAUACAAUAUUACCAGAUGGAGAUUAGAUGGUCCAUUAGGCAGUUAUUGCUGCAAGCUUUCGGGGUACUGUGUAGCUUGGAUAAAACUGUUAUCACCAUAAUGCUUAAUUCGAUAUUACCCGGUGAAUUAGCUAGAGAUAUUACGACCAAUCCACGAAACAUUCCGAAAUUAAAUUAUUCCUCUUUACUACUAACGAUGAUAUUUUCCAUGGGGGAAUCUAUGCCAGUGACUCAUAACGAAUUAUUGGGUAAAAGAUUUCUAUCGUUUAUAUUCGACAACAUCGAGUACCCCCCGGAUACGGAUUUAGAAGAACAAAUCCCCGAUCUGUUCCUAAACCUAGUGAUCUCCUUUAAUCUCCAAUUCACCGAGGAAUCGGAGAAUCCGGUUUUGGCGGCUCUGGAGGAUCGAGACGUCGCGAAAACGUUCACAGAGAAAAUCCUCUUGCUCAUCAACCGAGAAGAGGAUCCCGUGAGGAUAUUCGAUCACGAGCCGGCGCCGCCACAUUCCCUUCUGAAGCUGUUCAUCGAUCUCUUCGGUCGCAGAUCGACGGCCGAUUUGUUUUACACCAACGAUAUUAAAGUUUUGAUCGAUAUAAUAGUGAGGAAUAUCUCGGAUUUGUCCACCGGCGAUCUGAGACGUAGGCAGUACUUGGAGCUUUGCAGGCGAGUGAUGAGGAACACGAAUUACGACGAGCACCGGCACAAAGUCGACGAGAUCCUCAAGUGCUUCACGAGGAUAUUCUGCGAGGAGAGCGACACCAGUAAAUUCGACCAGAAGUUGGUGAAGGAAAUCUCGAACGAGUUUCCGCACCUGUUCAAGUAAAAUCCAAUGGGAAUUUGCCUCGGCUGUUUAUUUAUGUGAUAUUUUUCGUCUAGUGCAGUUGUUUCGAAGGCUCUCAUUUUGUCGAGUUUGUUCAAUUUUGUUCGAGAAUCGAAUUUAGAGUAGUGAUAUUUGUUGUGAGGCUCAAAAUUUAUGAAUUGUUGUUUGUGCCAUAAAGAACCAGUUGAUUAAUUAAUCCAAAGAAACUAUAUGAGAGUAUACAGGGUGCACGAGAAUGAUGCUACACCCUGUAUUCUGGAAGUUACCAUUUUAUUGACUUAAUUUAUAUUUUAUUGGAGGCACGAUAAGCUUUAAUAAUAUUUUAAAAAUUAUAUAUUAAACGUGUGCACGUUUCGUCAUGUUAUAGUUUAUAAAAUUUAGGUGUUUUUUGCAUAUAAAUGCACUCUUCCAUGUAUCAAGUGGAAUCAUGCGAUGGCUCUCGUAAAUAUUUCUAUUCCAUUAAAUUAAAUUUUCGGUGCAUUCCCCGGUCUGAGCAGUCGUUGCAUGACGUCCCGACGCGCUUAAAGGUACAAAUUAUAUAAACAUUGAGAUUUUAUUAUGUAAAUAGCAUAUAUAACUAAAAUAAAUAUUUUUCAUGUAGCUCAUUAAGAGUUACGUUUACAGUUAUAAAAUAAAUAUGUCGGUAACAAAAAAAACGUCUUAAUUUAUAAACGUAAAUAGAGCCUUGCGGUGUUUCAGGUUGCGCUUACACUUCACCAGUCAUCAUCUCCAUGAAUUCUGAAAAUAAUUCGAGUAACAUAAAUAUAGAGUAAUAAAGUCUACAGAGAGUAGAUUAAGUGGAUUAAUCCUUGGCAAAAUUCCCUAUACAGGCAGAUACAAAAUGUGUGCAAUAUACAAGGGUAAGACGAAAAGUUGUCGACCUGACAACGAAAGACCGCGAUUUUCAGUUGAAAAAUUACAUUAUUAUUCUUGUUAAGUCGAAAUCUUUGGUUCAAUAUAGUUCUUAAUGAGUCUAGAGCAUUCUAAAUAGUUUUAGACAGAUCUAAAUAAUUCUGGAGCCUUCUACAUGGUUC
This is a messenger RNA of Phyllotreta striolata, 3019 nucleotides long. Lineage: Eukaryota; Metazoa; Arthropoda; Insecta; Coleoptera; Chrysomelidae. The record is from the annotation of a GenBank genome assembly.